AUGUUCUGUCUUCGCAGCUGGCUACCUCUUCUCUUUAUUCCAACCAACGCAUCUCCUCUAUUCAUCAUCUCCUUCGUCGCUCUGACCUACGUCAUCCACCGCCCGUGCAUCUACUGCUCUGCGCUACUCCUCAUCCUCUUUGUUUCCUCAUGUCACUGGUCAGAUCGCUGCAUCUUCGAUCUUCGUGGCAACUGGUUUGCUCCACGCUAUAGCUCAGGGUCUGGUGAUUCCCCUGGACCCAUCUCAGGCAACGGCACAUCUGUUGCGAUGGCUCCCAACGACAGUCUAGCAGACUUUGUUUUCGAGACAGUCAACUCAACUACCAAGGCGUUGGCGGGUGCUAUGCUGGAGGGUGCUCAGCGACAAUUAGCCCCAGAAGGACCGGAGUCACAAGCGGAAGAGUGGACAGGGAUGGGUUUGGAGUGGUUGCGGAGUCUUCUUGGACGACGUGAAUGGACUCUACCCUGUGUAGAUGUUAAGGUCCAAUUAUAA
Molecule: messenger RNA, 492 nt
Organism: Penicillium alfredii
Lineage: Eukaryota; Fungi; Ascomycota; Eurotiomycetes; Eurotiales; Aspergillaceae
Exons: 2
Coding region: 1-492 (163 amino acids)
Source: RefSeq, a predicted model, not a curated record